UUCACCUGAGCGGAACGUAGAUAUCGACAAGCAGCCAUGCGAGACUUCAUGGCUACAUCCGUCGUCGUCCGGCAACCGUACCGUGAUGAGCACUAGUAACGGAACUCCCAAUCAUGUCCUCCAGCGUCAGCCACGUCACAGUCCAGAAUCGGAUCUCUUCUACGAUUUUGAUGUCGAGGUGGAAAAUGGACGGGCUCACCAGCCGAGGAAGCAACAGCUGCUGAACUGGCUCACUUAUUAAUGAACCCGGAAAUCCUUAAGGCUAACCAUCACGACGCUUGUCAUUGUUCAACGAGCAGAACCAAAGUCAUGUUCGCUCCGGGCUCCCAUCAGGAUGCCGAGACCGGCUGCGUGUAUGUGUCGCCAAUCAACGGCACACCGCCUGAUAGCGACUCCUCCGACAUGUUCUUUGAUAUGGAGUCCUCUGAUAUGGAGAAGCUGAAGAGUGAAGUUUAUUUCGACCCUAUCACUACCACUUCAGACAGCGAAGUUAUAUCGAAUCUCUCUAAUUGUUCCGUUCCUACGAAGGCCAAAGUCAUGAUGAGUUGCAGACGGUCGGACAAGAAUACAGAACGGGUCUGUGAAGAUACAUCCGAGUCCGAAAGCUGCUCCUCUCGAAGGAAUCCUAUGUCCUGCGAAAACGGCCGUCCGCGGGAGGAGUUGGUUUGCAGCUCGGAGGACUCACUAAAUGGCCGGAGUUCGCAAGAAACGACAUCGCCUAGUCACGAGUCCCUGUGGAGUACAUUCGACGACAGCACGGUGUCAUUGCAGGAUGAGAGCUUGUCAGUCCGAACCAGUCAGUCUGAACAAGUGAUUCCGCACGUUUGUCUGCCUAAGUCGCAUUCCGAUUCGGAGUUACCAAACAAUGGCUCCAACGUAGUGAUGUCCAACAAGCUUGAUAGGUGGCAUGAGGAAGACGAGAACAUGUCUAUGGACGAGGUUGAUUUUAUUUGUGUCGCAUCAGUAGAACUGCUCAAAAACGUCAAAAACUUCGUAGCUAAGGAUGAUGUCCAUAACGAUACUGAAAAUUCUCUCGAUAUGAAAGAAGAAGCAGAAUUUAUGAAUUCAAAGAUGGCGCCAUCCGAAUGUUCAUUGCAGUUGAAGGGAGACGACAUAAUCUCCAGCGACAUCGAUACAGAUCCCUCUACUUACUCUAAUACUAUCAAUAUUCCAGUUGUAUUAACCCCAACAGACAAUCAGAUAGUCGAGAAUUCGAAUCUGAAAAAUGAGGUAGAGUUACGAAUUGACGACAUUGUGCAAUCAAACAGUAGUGAAGACAACGAGGACGACGCUAAAAUGCGCCUGUUAUUAACCAAGUUCAGUAGUCCUAGUACGAAGGAAAAGGAAGAGGAAUCUUCCUCGUUUGAACAGGAGAGUCAAAAUGAGGUAAUAGAAGAAGAGGAGGAAAGGCCGCAGCGUAUACGCAGAUGUUCCUCUCUGAAAACCGGUAAAACACCGCCCGGCACACCAGGCAGGAAGAAAAUCGUUCGAUUCGCGGAUGUGCUUGGCCUUGAUCUGGCUGCCGUGAGGACUUUCUUAGACGAGAUACCGAGGAUACCAAAUUCUGCAUACAGCGACUUAGUUUUCCAAAAAGACGAUUUCUUCCAGAAGGACAGUAGUCCGAUGAGCAACGAUAUAUCAUCUGGCAGUAACGGUUGGACUGACUGUUACUUGAAUGAUAAUAGACGCGGUUCUAUGUCAACGUUUUCCAAGACGGUAGAACGGAUGCUGGUGCCAUUGUUUCAGCAGCCGGGAGGCAUAGCGAAUUUUUUGGAUCUGGUGCGAGAGCGGCGAGUCUGCUUAGAAAAUGUGCUGGUUCAAAAUCCAGUGACUCUGGCGAUUCAGGGUACGGUACGCGUCAUCAAUCUCGAUUUCCAUAAAUCCGUGCACAUACGUUACACCCUAAACUCUUGGCGGAAUUUCAGCGACCUGCAAGCCAUCUAUGUGCCAAAUUCGUGCGACGGUUUUAGCGACAAGUUCUCUUUUGUUCUGUAUUGCCACACUUUAUCGAUUGGCCAGCGGCUAGAGUUCGCCGUGCGAUUCCAAUGUAAGGGCGCACAAUACUGGGACAACAACGGCGGGGCCAAUUAUUGCUUCCAGUGCCUGCCGGGUUCGUCGCCAACCAGCUAUAUACCGAUCACCGCUAGUGAGAGCAGCCGACACACCGAUUGGUCGCCAAUGUUCUACUGAUGGUUGUUAGGGUUACGCGUUCGCCCGAUUCGAUGACAUGACUUGAUGCACAAUAAUAUGGCAUCUGAAA
Harpegnathos saltator (Jerdon's jumping ant) is the source of this 2260-nucleotide messenger RNA. RefSeq names its product Glycogen binding subunit 76A (gene Gbs-76A). Gene Ontology annotation, biological process: regulation of glycogen biosynthetic process. The record is from RefSeq and is a predicted model, not a curated record. Gene Ontology annotation, cellular component: protein phosphatase type 1 complex. Gene Ontology annotation, molecular function: glycogen binding; protein phosphatase 1 binding. Lineage: Eukaryota; Metazoa; Arthropoda; Insecta; Hymenoptera; Formicidae. Bases 241 to 2190 code for a protein of 649 amino acids. The transcript has a single exon.